AUGUUCAAAAUAUUUUAGAAAUUCUCAUAAAGAAGUAACAAAUUAGGAUCAUUUUUAGUUUAAAAUAGAGCAAUGUUUUCUACAGCUACUGCUUAAGCUAUACAAUUAGGUACUGCAGGUAGAUCAAUAUAGUCAAGAGCAGGUAUUUUUAGAGCACUUCUUGUUAUAGGUGGAGCACAUAUUGCUGCCACAUAUGGAGGUAGCAUGUUCUAAGAUAAACAAGUCACUAUGAGCGUUUAAGAUUAUAUGCUAAGUGAUUAUAUCAAACCAGAAUCUAAAUUUUAAAUAUUCGGAGUAUUAAAAGUUGGCAGUACCAAAAUGUAGAGAGGGUCUUUAGAAACAAGAUUCGUAAUUACAGAUUUUAAAGAAGAAAUUGAAGUUUUCUAUAAGGGUAUUACUAAAUUUGAAUUUAAAGAGGGAGAAACUAUUGUAUUAACAGCAUAUUGUCCUGAUUUAAAAGAAAGAAAGAAAGUUAUUGCCAUUGAUUACUUAACAAAGCAUUCAAUGGAAGUUUAAGAUUGGUAAAGUAAAUCAGGAAAAUCAAGAGAAAACUAUGGAUUAUAUAAAUAAUAAGGAAAUGUUAUUUGA
This is a messenger RNA of Tetrahymena thermophila SB210, 588 nucleotides long. RefSeq names its product cytochrome C-type biogenesis protein CcmE. The transcript has a single exon. Gene Ontology annotation, molecular function: heme binding. NCBI's taxonomy places the organism in Eukaryota, Ciliophora, Oligohymenophorea, Hymenostomatida, Tetrahymenidae. Gene Ontology annotation, cellular component: plasma membrane. The record is from RefSeq and is a predicted model, not a curated record. Gene Ontology annotation, biological process: cytochrome complex assembly; protein-heme linkage.